Penicillium expansum is the source of this 2763-nucleotide messenger RNA. RefSeq lists its product as uncharacterized. The coding region runs from base 1 to 2763 and encodes 920 amino acids. The transcript has 5 exons. NCBI's taxonomy places the organism in Eukaryota, Fungi, Ascomycota, Eurotiomycetes, Eurotiales, Aspergillaceae. The record is from RefSeq and is a predicted model, not a curated record. Gene Ontology annotation, cellular component: fungal-type vacuole membrane.
AUGGCUGACGAGGCAAACCGGCCUCUGCUAGAUGCGCAGUUCGGCUCCGGGAGAGCAUCCGACGAACAGCCCAGGCCAUCAUCUCAAUUAUCAACAGAGUCAUCGCAUGUUUUGCACCACUCUGAGGAUCAAUCGAAGGGUAAUACCAAGCAAAGAAUAUCCCGAUCUCAUUCAGGUGGGGCCGCGAUGUCGGAUGCGGCGAACCGGGCUCUGUUGGAUGAGCAGUCCGGCCCUAUUGAACAGCCCCUGGAGAGAACAUCCGCCAACCACCCUAGGCCAUCAUAUGAAUUGUCAUCAGAAUCAACACCUCUAUUAAACCGCCGUGAUGACUUGACAUACGGGACUGAGGAAGGAUUAUCGCGAUCUUCUUCAUUCGCAUCACAGAACCCGCCCGACGACGGUGCCAUCAAGAAGCGGAGCCGUGUACCGUGGCCGACGGUUAUAUCUCUCUCUAUUUUAACGCUCAGUAUUUUGGCGAUACUGGUACUUGCAUUUGCUGCUCCGGCGGCGGUCAAAGAAUAUGCACAAGAAGCCGCUGUCUUCAAACCGACGGCAGUAUCAAUUGAUUCUACAACACCCGACGGUGUUCGCGCCCGGAUUCGGGGCGACUUCGUGAUGGACUCGGGCCGCGUGAAAAACAAGUCGGUUCGAGGCAUUGGUCGAUUGGCAACAUGGAUUGCCAGGGAAGUUGAAACGGGCCCAUCGAAUGUUGAAGUUUAUCUCCCAGAAUAUGGGAAUGUGCUUGUUGGAAAUGCAGCAUUGCCUUCCAUCAAGGUGAACAUCCGUACCGGCCGCCAUACCAAUGUCGACUUCCUCGCUGAUCUAGAGGCUGGUGAUAUUCGAGGAAUCCACGCGAUAGCUAUUGAUUGGAUUGAGGGAAGAUUGGGUCGCCUCAAUGUGAAGGGCAAGGCGACAUUGCAACUCAAGUCAGGCUUGUUUGCUUUAGGAACUCAAGUUCUGACAGACAAUAUCAUCAUUGAAGAACAUGAUUUCCCUGCUCUGCCAACGAUCAAUAUUCUCAAGCUGAAUGUCCAUGAUGCAAAUAGUGGUGACAUGGCAGUUGAUGUCUUACUUUCGUCUUUGAUUGAUUCGCCCGUCGCUCUCACUGUUCCUGCCCUCGGCUUUGACAUUCUGGUGCCCAAUUGUUCACCCGGGGAUCCUUAUAUUUUGGUCGCCAAUGCGAAGACAAGUGCAGUAGACGUUUACCCUGGCCAGGAAACUGCAGUCGGUGUUGAUGGUCUCAUCCAACAGCUACCCGAUGAAUUGACCUCUACCUGCCCAGGUCGAGAGGGUUCACCUCUAGACUUUUUAGUUUCGAGCUUCAUGCAAGGUCUCGAAACGACUAUCUACGUCCGUGGAUCUGAUGCACCAUUGCCCAGCACACCAGCAUGGCUUGUCAAUCUACUGCGCAGCGUGACUGUGCCUCUUCCAUUUACGGGACAUGCGUUGGACAACCUCGUGAAGAACUUCACGAUGUCCGAUACACAUUUCUCCCUUCCUAACCCUUUCGCGGAGCCAGAUUCUCCAGAUUCGCAACCCACAGUGUCCGCUCUAGUGAAGGUUCUCAUUGCUUUGCCAGAGGAGAUGAAUUUCCAAGUAGAAGUCCCGCAAGUUCGUGCCCUUGCAGAUGUCUACUACAAGGAAGAGAAGUUUGGUGUGUUGAACAUCAGCCACUGGCAAGGCGCCAACUCCACAAUGGUGGAGGAUGAAGAUGGCUCUUCUGCACUCCUUGUGGAGUUUGCAAUCAAGGGAGCACCAUUACAAGUCACAGAUGACGACCUUUUGGCAGAGGUUAUCCAAGCAAUGCUUUUCGGUAGCAAAACAGUCGUACUGCGGGUUGCCGCCACCGUAGACGCCAAGGUCUCAACUGGGUUGGGCCGCUUCGCCGUGCGAGGGAUUCCUGCGGAAGGCAAGGUACCCGUGAAGACUUCCAUCGGCAACUCACUUGACCAAAUCAAUCCACGCGUCGUCUCAUUGCAAUUAGGAAAGACGACUGAAUCGUCGAUGUUGGUGUCUACGCAGGCGAACUUUACUAAUCCAACGAACUACUCGGCUACUGUUCCCUUCCUUGACCUUCUUAUACUCUACAAUGACACUGCUGUGGCCCACAUCACCGCUCAUAAUAUCUCUGUUGGGCCUGGCAACAACAGUUACGUGCCCAUCGACUUCUUUUGGUGCCCGUUGGACGCAGCUGGAGUAGAUGGCGUUGAGGCAGGACGGGCGUUGAUGUCAUCCUAUAUAUCAGGCUUGAAUACAACAAUCACCAUCAAAAGCCAUCGGAACACGAUUCCAUCUUUACCAGACCUGGGCGAAGCAUUAUCCAUCCUCAACAUCACUGUGCCUGUCCCUCAAAUAUCUGUUCCGGGGUCCCCAGAUAGCGAUGAUGGGGACCAAAAACCUCGUUUUAUCCAUGAUGCAACGUUCUACCUCUGGUCCUCCACAGCAGAAUUCAUCCUCUCCUCACCCCUAACAGAAAAUAAUAUUCUAAUCACCUCAAUCGACGCAACAGCUUUCUACGAGAAAAAGGAGCCAAUCGGUCGGAUAAAUAACCGUGAACCCUUUGAAGUGCCACCUGGUAUAUCCAGGAGUCCACGCUUGCCAGUCGAUCUUGACAUGGGCGGGGUUGGGUACGACGCACUGCGCAAGGCACUCGGUCAGUCGUUGGAGAUGGAUGCUGUCGCUAAGGUUGGGGUGCUGAUUGGGAACUAUGCGGAUGUCAUCCUCUACCAUGGGAAGGGCAUUGCAGCCAAAGUGAGGCUUUAG